Miscanthus lutarioriparius is the source of this 648-nucleotide messenger RNA. Lineage: Eukaryota; Viridiplantae; Streptophyta; Magnoliopsida; Poales; Poaceae. The record is from the annotation of a GenBank genome assembly.
AUGGCUCCAGGAAGAGGAAGAGGAAGGAAGCCCUCAGGGACUUCGAACUUCGUAGAGGCGCCUAUUACUGAAUAUGAGCGUUCAAGGAAUAAAGAAAUAAUGAAAAACAACCGAGAGCUGGAAAUGCUUGGUAUCAAGACAUUAGUGCCCAUAGUGAACAAUACAUCUGUGAAGAGAAAGGGUGAAGACCAUAAAGUUUCUAGAUCGUUGUAUACAGGUCAGGAGAGUGGUCCGGAGAGUGAGGACUGUGAAGGUGAGGAGGUUAUUAGCAAGGACAAGUGCUUGAAAAACCAGAAAAAUCGUGAGAAAGUACUGCUUCAGCACUGCAUAGGAUCUCAGUGUUACAUUGCACAAGCCCAUGUCGUGAAACGAGAGAAAUACAAAGAUGUAGAACCCAUUGCGAUUGAUCUUUUCAAGGACUUCCACUGCAGCAAGAACAAAGGAUUCAAUGAUCCUAUCAAGAAAGCUAUUGCUGAUAUAGAAGCGAUCAUGGUUAAACCAGCACAAGAUGGAGAGCAACCAAUGUCAGUGAACCAUGCUGUUUCUGAAGUUGUGAAAUCGACUGCGUUUCUUCAAGUUGCAGGAAUUCAAUCAAACUCCAAUAAUAUCUCUAAAGGUGGCACUUCCUCAAAGGUGCAAGAGCUUUAG